GGAGAAGUUGCUAUUGCAGGGGGCUACGUGGACAUAGUACCAGCCUUGGAUAAAUCUUCUGCUCGGGAGCCUUUGAAGACUGCAGGGCUGCAGAGUGACAUUGUGUUUGAAGAAAUUGGUCGUCGCAUAAAAGAGAUUGGAAAUGAAUUGGUAAAGAGAGUAAAUGCCAUAUUCCAAUGGGACAUCACUAAAGAUGGAAAAACAGUAAUGCAGUGGACAAUUGACUUAAAGAAUGGCUCUGGAGCAGUGUAUCAAGGACCUGCAAGAAGUUCUGCUGAUACCACCUUCACUCUCUCGGACGAGGAUUUCAUGGACGUGGUACAACAGAAGACAAACCCCCAAAAGGCAUUCUUUUCUGGUAAACUGAAAGUGAAGGGGAACAUCAUGCUGAGCCAGAAAUUGGAAAUGAUCCUGAAAGAUUAUGCCAAACUCUGAACUGCUUGAUCAUCUACCACAGCAGUGAAGAACUUCAGAAGACAGAAAUUUCAAUUAGUUCAGAACCAAUGACUGAAACAUUCGCAGGCUACUUAACAUCAGUGUACUGAUUCAUUAUACUGCUAAUAUACAAGCUGUUUAAUUGCUGUAGACAGAAAGUUAUUAAAUGAAUGUAACUGUUAAUAUAAUCCCUUUUUUAUUUCUCAGCACAGGUAGAGAAUCACACUUUUCUCAUUGCAGACGUUUAAAUAAAAUGUAUGUAGUUCUUACAAAGAUGCAUAUAUUUCUAUACUAAUUCUGAAGAAAAUUAAACCAAUACACCUCUCUGAUAUCUC
Leptosomus discolor (cuckoo roller) is the source of this 770-nucleotide messenger RNA. Lineage: Eukaryota; Metazoa; Chordata; Aves; Leptosomiformes; Leptosomidae. The record is from RefSeq and is a predicted model, not a curated record.